Messenger RNA from Anoplopoma fimbria (sablefish), 2474 nucleotides. RefSeq lists its product as uncharacterized. Bases 63 to 1259 code for a protein of 398 amino acids. The record is from RefSeq and is a predicted model, not a curated record. The transcript has 4 exons. Lineage: Eukaryota; Metazoa; Chordata; Actinopteri; Perciformes; Anoplopomatidae.
CCACCGGAUGUUUUGGGUCUUUUGGAGGGAGGAGCUGAACGCGUGAAAAGAAAUAAAACAAAAUGGCAAAAAUGGAGAACGCGUACAGAAUGACAGACGGAGACAUCAGGCUGAUGAUACAGCUCCGUGCCACCAACGCCGACAUCUUCACAGGAAGGAAGAACUCUGCCAUGAGAGGCUGGAGGGCCAUCAGGAACGAGAUGGGGAUGCAGAAAGUGCUGACCGCUCAGCAGAUGAAGAAGAAGUGGAACAACCUGAAAGAAAAGUACAGGGCUCUGAAGAACCCUCCAGUGGGCAUGGAGACCCAGACCAGAUCUUGGCGCUGGUUCUACCUCAUGGACGAGGCCAUGAACGGCCAGCUGGCCGGGACCGCCAGCGUUGUCCGUCCGUCCCCGCCUAGGGAGGACGAGGAGGAGGCCGCCAACUCGCCGCCUCCUCAUCCUCCCAAAACAGAAGUGUCUUUUACUGGACUGAGCUCGGUUGAGAUGGGAGCUCUGGAGGACGUCAUGGAGCUCAGCGGGAUCGAAGCAUGCGGGAGCGUCGAGGCCGAGAGCAGAACCGAGUCACCUGCUGAGUUUGUCCCAGACGGACAUCACAGAGAUCGUCUGAGAGGACCAGAGGCUGAGAACGCUGCCAUAAACAAAACCCAGACCACCGUCCUCUACGCCACCUUACUGCCCGACUGCACCCUCGAGACCAACAAGACGCCGGCCUCCUCCGGCCUCGCCGUUACGGAGGACAGGGAGGCCGACGGGAGGCUGGUCGAGCUGCAGAGAGAGUGGAGAGCUCUGGAGAGAGAGCAGGCCGAGUUUGACAGAGAGCUGAUCGCUUUAGAGAGAGACAGAGAGAUGCUGAACAGAGACACGGCCACUGUGGAGAGAGACAGAGCGGCCGUGGAAAGAGACAGAGCGGCCGUGGAAAGAGACCGAGGGGUUCUGGAUCGAGACCGUGUGGUUCUGGAUCGAGACCGAGCCUUUCUGGACAGAGACCGAGCCUUUCUGGACCGAGACCGAGUGUUUCUGGAGAGAGCCAGGGAGGAUUUGGAGAGAGAGCGAGCGCUGCUGAGGAGAGAGAGGGCCGUCCUGCAGAGGGAGGGGCCGGCCGUGGACGGACACCAGGCGGAGGUGACCACAGAGAAGGAGGUGGUGCUACAGAGCAGGUUCUACCAGAGACUGAUGUCUGCAGACCUGGAUCCGGACCAGCUGGAGACCAGACAGAGACUGGUGUGUUUGUUCCAGAGGCUUGUUGAGAAGCUGUGAGCGGAGGAAGCUCAGUUCUGUGUUGGAGAGAGAUCUCACUUGACGAAGGACAGAUAUGGACCUCUGACUAACUCUUUCUGUUCCUCAUGUCAGUGUCAAUAAAGACUCUUCUGCUUUGGUGUACAAACAACAUUUCCUUCCUCUGUGUCACUCUGGGCGUUCUAAGGUGGAAGUUCAUAAUCAUGGAGAGAAACGUAGUGGCAUCUUUGGCCUAAAAUCUAAAACGGUGGUCCCACAUCUCACUGUGAGACACGUCCAUUAAUGCAGCUUUCCACAGCCACGAUACCGGUCCUUCCUCUCCUCCUCUUCCUCUCUUCCUCUUUUGCAGUUCGUUCGAUGCUUUAACUGCUCUGUGUUCUUGUUUGUUGUUUGCAGAGCGGCUCAGAAGCGUCUCUGCUCUCAUGUACCUUUUUCCUGUUAGCGCUACGAUCCACCACACAAACACAAGAUAAGAUCAAAGUGUAUUUAUCCAGGGAGGGGAAUUAUUGUGCAGCUUGUUACAGUACAAGUGCAAAUAAAACAAAAUAUAAACAGCAGAGAUGAUCAAUAAGCUGCAAAAACUAAAUGAACACAACAGACAUCACACAAUCUGAUCACCUCCACUGAUUUUGUUUACAUCAUCUCACAUUAACACCAUCAUUGUUGUCCCAGUCUAAAGUUGACCUUAGUUUCAUAACAGUGAUGCUGUGGAUUCAGUUUGUCCCAAAAAAGACAUCUUUCCACUAAAAAUCUGAAUAAACUGACAGAAGUGUAAUGACCCUGACUGCUGCUGCUGGAGAGAAGAAGUGGAUCAACAGAGAAGCUUUUAUGGUUUCUGUAACAUUCAGAGAGAUGAAGCACGAACCAGGCUGCAGCCCUUUAAAUCCUGUAAAGCAACAAAAGACAAAUAGAAUAUAAAUACUAGUCUAACACGCUUUAUAAAGCUCUAUUUAUCAGGAGGGAAAGUGCAAGACUGCAAAUACAACAAAUGUACACAAUUCCAGAAAGUAAACUGUAUGAAAACAGUAUGUGUCAAAAUAAAAGCCUCGAACCUCUUUUUAAAAAGGUUUCGCUGAUUUGUAAGAUUCCACUCUUCAGGAAACUGCUCAUUAUGUAUGUAGUAUAUCAUAGACUGUUGAUACAUACAGCGGGUAAAAUAAGUAUUGAACACGUCACCAUUUCUCUCAGUAAAUAUAUUUCUAAAGGUGCUAUUGACAUGAAAUGUUCACCAGAUGU